AUGCCCAUUGCAUUUCGUUUACGUUCAAGUAAAAAGAAAUUUGAUAUUAAUAAUAUACAAUUCGAUACAACACCAGAGAAGCAACUUUCAACACCUUCUGUUAAACCUUCAAAAUCAAAGGCGAAGAAAAAUGUGAAUUCCUCAAAAAAUUCAAAACUUAAAUCAUCAGUUGCAAAAGGCUCAAAUAUUAUAGAAUCGAAAGAUGAUAUUGAGCAUUCAUCUGCCGCUGAUCAAGAUAAUCAGAUUCCUGAAAAUAGUAAAAUCACUCAAGGAAUCGAUGAAAUUGUUACUUUGGGAAAAGAUUCAUCAAUUGAAACAUUAACAUCAAAUGAUAUUGAUAAAUCAAACUCCAUCGAAUCAAUUAGUCAAAAUCAAAGUAUUAAUAAUAUAGCUGAAGAAAGUCAGCCAAUUAAUGCGACCGAGGAUAAAAAAGAAGCAGCAACUUUAGAAAAGAAUGAAAAUGAAUUGCGAGAACUUGUAGAUAAUAUAGCAGAAAAUAUUCAAGUUAACUUAGAGACAAGCGAAGCUCUGGUAGAUUCAGGUUUACACGAUAUUCUAGUGAAAGAUAAAUUGGAAGAAAGUGUACCUUCUGAAACAAGUAACGUGAUAGAACAAACUACUUCACCGACUGACUCCGAUGAUGAAGCCCCAGAGACAAUUUCUAUGUCAACUAGCAAAAUUCUAGCAUUGAGUAUCAAAAAGAAAGAGCGUCAAGUGCAACAAAAGUCAUUGGAGAUUAAGAAACGAAAACGUCGUGAGAUUGAUGCAAAAUUAAAAGAACAAAAAAUUCGUAAAACGGUUAAAUUAGUAAAAUCAACCGAUACUGAAGAAUCUAAAGAAGAAAUUGAUAAUAUCAUAAAAAAAAUAAAUGAAGAAGGUUUACCAAGAUUCUUGCCCACAGAGUUAUUAAAAGAUUUCGCGAAUGAUGAUAAAGUGAAAAAAAAAAGAAAACAACCAGAGGAACAUAUGCAAGUUAAGUCAAAAAUAAGAAAAACCGAACUACAAAGUAAAAAGGAAAAUUCUAGGAAACAAACAGGGCCUUUCUCCGUUAUUGCUUUACAAGACUCUAACUUUGAUAAGCCAACUCCAAUUGCCAAAGGAGUUGCGGAAUUUAAGGAGGAUCAUUUUUAUGGAAAAAGAUUACCCAGAAAAAACGCUAUUUUGAACGCGAGCCAAGGGAGAAGAGGCGCGGCUAUUAGGUUUUGUCGAACAUAA
Molecule: messenger RNA, 1215 nt
Organism: Funneliformis geosporum
Lineage: Eukaryota; Fungi; Glomeromycota; Glomeromycetes; Glomerales; Glomeraceae
Source: the annotation of a GenBank genome assembly